Messenger RNA from Gigantopelta aegis, 3429 nucleotides. Its product is annotated as potassium voltage-gated channel unc-103-like. Gene Ontology annotation, cellular component: membrane. Gene Ontology annotation, molecular function: inward rectifier potassium channel activity. Gene Ontology annotation, biological process: membrane repolarization during action potential; potassium ion transmembrane transport. Bases 85 to 3045 code for a protein of 986 amino acids. The record is from RefSeq and is a predicted model, not a curated record. The transcript is spliced from 16 exons. Lineage: Eukaryota; Metazoa; Mollusca; Gastropoda; Neomphalida; Peltospiridae.
UUAGAUUCAUUUCCAACUGCCAACCACAUAAAAUCAAACUUUGUCAAUCAGGCAUCGAGUGAUUCCGAACUUGCCAAACAUCGAAUGAAACCAUUUACUGAAAGCUUGUCUGAGAUUACAACAGAAACGAAAAAGCAUCCAGAGAAAGAUGGUGUCGUUGCAUCAGCGAAAAGUAAUUUUCUUCCAGGCAUGGCCAACAUGAAACACAAUGUGUCAGAAAAAGUUGCUCAAGUUCUUUCAUUAGGGGCUGACGUGCUGCCCGAAUACAAGCUCCAGUCCCCACGGAUCCACCGGUGCACAAUCCUGCACUACUCUGCAUUCAAGGCAGUGUGGGACUGGAUCAUCCUACUGCUGGUGAUCUACACGGCCAUCGUGACGCCAUACGUGGCAGCCUUCCUGCUGAGCGAGGAGAAGAAGAGUCAGGAGAAGCAGACGGUGGAGGAGCGCUACUCCAAGCCGCUGACCAUCAUCGAUCUGAUCGUCGACAUCAUGUUCAUCAUCGACAUCCUCAUCAACUUCCGCACCACCUACGUCAACAAGAAUGAUGAGGUCGUCAGCCACCCAGGCAAGAUCGCCGUACACUACUUCAAGGGCUGGUUCCUCAUCGACGUUGUUGCGGCCAUCCCCUUCGACCUGCUGCUCUUCGGAGCGGAGACAGAUGAGGUACAAACAACAACUUUGAUUGGAUUACUAAAAACAGCACGACUGCUGCGAUUGGUCCGAGUGGCCAGAAAGCUGGACAGAUACUCUGAAUAUGGUGCUGCUGUGUUACUGUUGCUAAUGGCAACAUUUGCUUUAAUUGCUCAUUGGCUAGCCUGUAUAUGGUAUGCAAUAGGAAACGUGGAGAGACCGUACCUAGAGGAACCAAAGAUUGGCUGGCUUGAUGAGUUGGCACGCCAGACAAGGCAAUAUUAUUACGAAAACAUGACAAACAGUGGACCAUCCAUCAAGUCGAGAUAUGUGACUGCUCUCUAUUUCACGUUUAGCAGUUUGACUAGUGUAGGAUUUGGCAAUAUUUCGCCUAAUACAAAUUCAGAGAAGAUUUUUUCAAUUCUUGUGAUGUUAAUAGGAUCUCUAAUGUAUGCGAGUAUCUUCGGUAAUGUUUCAGCAAUAAUCCAAAGAUUAUAUUCAGGGACUUCUAGGUAUCAUACACAGAUGCUGAAAAUCAAGGAAUUCAUUCGGUUCCAUCAAAUUCCAAAUCCCCUACGUCAGCGUUUGGAGGAAUACUUUCAACAUGCAUGGUCAUAUACUAAUGGUAUAGAUAUGAACAUGAUAGCUGAGGUUUUGAAAAGUUUUCCUGAAUGUUUACAAGCUGAUAUUUGUUUACAUUUAAAUAGAAAUCUUCUCAGUAAUUGCCCAGCUUUUAAAGGAGCCAGCCCUGGCUGUCUUCGAGCACUUUCCAUGAAGUUUAAAACCACACACGUGCCACCCGGCGACACUCUGGUUCACCAUGGUGACGUCCUCACUGCUCUGUAUUUUAUAUCUCGGGGGUCGAUAGAAAUCCUCCGAGACGAUAUUGUUGUAGCUAUUUUAGGUAAAGAUGAUGUAUUUGGUGAAAACUUGUGGUCCAAUGAUGUGAUUGGGAAAUCGAGUUGUAAUGUGCGUGCCUUGACCUACUGUGAUUUGCAUAAGAUACACCGUGAUGACCUUAUUGAGGUUCUGGACAUGUAUCCAGAGUUUGCCGUACAUUAUAUGAAAAACCUCGAAAUCACCUUCGAGCUCCGAGAUGAGAAUCUGGUGGUUCCGAUACACAGUGAUGAUUAUAGCAGUCGUCAAAGCAUAAGGCGUCGGAGGAAUCGGCAACCGUCGCCAUACCGACGAUCCUUUGACUCUCAGUUUCCUGAUGAUGAUCUUCCAGUUAUUGCCUUGCAAGAUGAUCUGGGAUCAAAUUACCACACAAAGUGCCGAAAAUUAAACAUCUUCACCCAGCAGUAUAAAGGUGAUGAGGAGCAGGAUGCGGCGGUGGCUGAGGACUUUGAGGAUGCGGAGGACGAUGAAGUCCGGGAGAGUGGGGCGGGAAUACUUGAGUUCAGUGCUGCAAAGGCAGGCCAGGACGUGACGCCAGCGAACUUCAACUUCCCGGCUAAAGAUGAUCGCAAGAGGCAAGCUGCAGGUGGCUUACCAUCAUUUGCAGGUAGUGUCUGGGGAGGUGCAGCACUGUCUGGUGUGAGCUCUCUAAUGAAUGCAAUGACUGGGAGAUAUGACACAGGGAAAAGGUCGCAAGAGUCGGCUCCCUUGUUACAAGAACAAAGUCCAGAACCUCCUCACAAGGGUACGUCCAUGUCGAGCGUUCCCAAGUCCACAUCGAGUAUGACACUUCCAGUAUCCAGUCCUUCCAGCCAGUCGCAGUUUGACGAUGGGGGCCUCUAUGUGACACAGCAUCGAACCCUCCUCCCCGACGGCUCCAUCCACACCGGGCCAUCGAGCCCUGUCGAUGUCGAGAGGAGGCUGGAGGAUCUCGCAAGUCAGUUAUCACGGUUGGAGAACAAGAUGAGCUCCGACAUUGCAAUGAUCCUCAAGAUACUCCGCCAUCAGUCGACGCCAAGAGGAGACCACUCUGAAGACUCGCCACCAGGUGGUGACUCGGGUGACUCGAGUGAUGGCAACUUCCCUCCCCCUCCAGCAGACAUAUAUCCUCCACCGGAGUACGAGGGUAACUUCGACUUCCCCCCACCACCGGCUCCUUCACUGUAUCCUCAGUCAAAGCAGAGUGAUGAAGGGAUGCAAGAACACAGACAGCCUGGGGAUACGUUAUCCCCAUUAUCUCCCCAAUCUCUACCCAGCAACCAUUCCAGUCAAACUCAACCACUCAUCAGCCAAUCAUCUCCCUCCUCAAAUCUCACCAGCCAAUCAGAGCUCUCCCCAAUCGGGGACGUCCAAUCAGCAGCAGAUCCAGAUCCAGCCAGCCAAUUGGAGCAUCAUGCUUCAAGUGAUUUAGAUCCACAGGUUACGGUAGCUGACCAAUCAGGUGUUCCGCUGACAUCCGAGCAGCAGAGACAGUUAGGAUUACCUGAAGGUGUCAAUAUGAGAAACACAUUCGUCUGACAGUUAAUGUUCAAUGUAACAACAUUAUCAACAGAAUGUAACAUUCUCAAACUUAUGACAUGUGUCUUAUUGCAGUUAUUAGAGACAAAUAAAAACAAAAAAUAUCAUCACCUUCAGAACAUUGUUAGUACAAUAAUAUAUAUAUUGUAAUGUUUGAAAGAUAACAAAAUGACCUCCCCUAGUUUAAUUAUAAUAGUUACCUUCCCUGCAGAUCUAACAAUCGACAUUCUUCAUUUCCAAUUUUGUAUUAAACUAGUUGAAAUGAGAUGUUGUGUGAACCUUGAUAACCUUGAUAACUGAGUAAUAUAAAAAAAAGACUCAAACUCCAUCUAAAUGUAAAGUUUUUUUUAAACAGUAGAGUUGAUUUGUUGCCAUUGUAUUAUG